Molecule: messenger RNA, 1484 nt
Organism: Raphanus sativus (radish)
Lineage: Eukaryota; Viridiplantae; Streptophyta; Magnoliopsida; Brassicales; Brassicaceae
Product: UDP-D-xylose:L-fucose alpha-1,3-D-xylosyltransferase MGP4
Exons: 4
Coding region: 208-1281 (357 amino acids)
Cellular component (GO): Golgi apparatus
Molecular function (GO): glycosyltransferase activity
Source: RefSeq, a predicted model, not a curated record
GAAAGAAAUGAAAGAAAAAAAACACUCUUGCUUCCAAAUCGAAAUAGCCAUUGUCAUGUGUGUUGAGAUCUCACUCCACACCAUCUCAUCAUCAGAUCUGAACUCUCUCCAGAAAUUCUCUAAUCUGUAUGUGCAUUGAAUUCAACUCAGCUCUCAAUUCCAAUACAUCUCUCUCUCUCUCUCUCUCUCUCUCUCUCUCUCUCUCUCAUGGCGCAGCAACAGUUCCUUCACCAGCGCCCAAUCAAAAACCCUUUCUCUUCAUCUCCUCUUUCAAACUCUUCACUCUCUAACCGCCCAAUCUCCCUCCUCAGCCGCAACGGUCUCCUCCUCCUCCUCGCACUCCUCGUCAUCCUCGGCGUGUUCCUACCCUGGGCUGGAUCUCCCUUAUUCCCAUUCCCAAACACAUUCUCUUCCUCUUCCCACUCCAAAUGGCGCGACUACUCCCUCGCUCAAGCCGUUAGUUUCGUCGCUAAGAACGGCACAGUGAUCGUCUGCGCAGUGAGCUAUCCAUACUUGCCUUUCCUCAACAACUGGCUGAUCAGCGUCUCCAGGCAGAAUCAUCAAGACAAAGUCCUCGUGAUCGCCGAGGAUUACGCUACUCUCUACAAGGUUAACGAGAAGUGGCCUGGUCACGCCGUUCUCAUCCCUCCCGCCCUCGAUUCUCAAACCGCUCACAAAUUCGGUUCCCAGGGUUUCUUCAAUUUCACAUCGAGGAGGCCGCAGCAUCUGUUGCAAAUUGUGGAGCUAGGUUACAGUGUUAUGUACAACGAUGUUGAUAUGGUCUGGCUCCAAGAUCCCUUCAACUAUUUGCAAGGAAGACAUGAUGCUUACUUCGAGGAUGACAUGACUGCUAUUAAGCCCUUGGAUCAUUCUCAUGAUUUACCACCUCCUGGUAAAAAAGGAAGGCCUUAUAUUUGUAGCUGCAUGAUCUUCUUGCGCCCCACUACUGGCGCUAAGCUUCUGUUGAAGAAGUGGAUUGAGGAAAUGCGAGACCAACCUUGGUCCAGAGAAAAGAAAGCUAACGAUCAGCCUGCUUUUAACUGGGCUCUUAUGAAAACAGCUCAUCAGGUGGAUCUGUACUUGCUUCCUCAGGCAGCAUUCCCAACAGGAGGAUUGUACUUCAAGAACAAGACAUGGGUUAAGGAGACAAAGGGGAAGCAUGUGAUAAUCCACAAUAACUACAUUCUUGGUUUUGAAAAGAAGACUAAACGUUUCCGUGACUAUGGUCUAUGGUUAGUGGAUGAUCAUGCUCUUGAGUCCCCAUUAGGAAAAUUAGAGUAAAUUCACAUGCCACAAAAAAAAAAGAUUGUUUUGUUUUGGUCGCACCCACCCUCUUUUAUUGUUUCAGGCUGUGGAAAGAAAGAUAACAAGUAACUUUAUGUAGGAGUCUUUUAAAGCUGUGAGAGGGUUAUAUCCAUUUAAGUAAUGUUAUGUCAAAAUGCUAUAAUUGACAUUGAGUCGGGUUAUUCUAUUCGAUUACUUCA